AUGGCCGGGCGAGGAGGCCCGGCGCUCUGGCCCCUGUGCGCGACGCUGGCCGCCUGCGGGUGGCUGCUGAGCGCCGAAACCCUGGAGCCCGGGGCGUCCGCGGCGGGCAUGCGGCGGCGCCGGCGGCUGCAGCAGGAAGACGGCAUCUCCUUCGAGUACCACCGCUACCCCGAGCUGCGCGAGGCGCUGGUGUCCGUGUGGCUGCAGUGCACCGCCAUCAGCAGGAUCUACACGGUGGGGCGCAGCUUCGAGGGCCGGGAGCUGCUGGUCAUCGAGCUGUCCGACAACCCUGGGGUCCACGAGCCUGGUGAGCCUGAAUUUAAAUACAUUGGGAAUAUGCAUGGUAAUGAGGCUGUUGGGCGGGAACUGCUCAUUUUCCUGGCCCAGUACCUGUGCAAUGAAUACCAAAAAGGGAACGAGACCAUCGUCAAGCUGAUCCAUAACACUCGGAUUCACAUCAUGCCUUCGCUGAACCCUGAUGGCUUUGAGAAGGCAGCAUCUCAGCCUGGUGAACUCAAGGACUGGUUUGUGGGUCGAAGCAAUGCCCAGGGAAUAGAUCUGAACAGGAACUUUCCCGACCUGGAUAGGAUAGUUUAUAUUAAUGAGAAGGAAGGUGGUCCCAAUAAUCAUCUGUUGAAAAAUCUGAAGAAAAUUGUGGAUCAAAACGCAAAGCUUGCUCCCGAGACCAAGGCUGUCAUCCACUGGAUUAUGGAUAUUCCUUUUGUGCUCUCUGCCAAUCUCCACGGAGGAGACCUUGUGGCCAAUUACCCCUAUGAUGAGACUCGGAGUGGGAGCGCUCAUGAAUAUAGUUCUUGCCCAGAUGAUGCCAUUUUCCAAAGCUUGGCGAGGGCAUACUCCUCUUUUAACCCGUCCAUGUCGGACCCCAAUCGGCCACCAUGUCGCAAGAACGAUGAUGACAGCAGCUUUGUAGAUGGAACGACCAAUGGUGCGGCUUGGUACAGCGUACCCGGUGGAAUGCAAGACUUCAAUUACCUGAGCAGCAACUGCUUCGAGAUCACCAUGGAGCUUAGCUGUGAAAAGUUUCCACCUGAGGAGACUUUGAAGACCUACUGGGAGGACAACAAAAACUCCCUUAUUAGCUACCUUGAGCAGGUACACCGAGGAGUUAAAGGGUUCGUCCGAGACCUUCAAGGUAAACCAAUUGCCAAUGCAACCAUCUCAGUGGAAGGAAUAGACCACGAUGUUACAUCUGCAAAGGAUGGCGAUUACUGGAGGCUGCUUGUACCUGGAAACUAUAAACUCACAGCCUCAGCUCCAGGCUAUCUGGCGAUAACAAAGAAAGUGGCGGUUCCCUACAGUCCUGCUGUUGGAGUUGAUUUUGAACUGGAGUCAUUUUCUGAAAGGAAAGAGGAGGAAAAGGAAGAAUUGAUGGAAUGGUGGAAAAUGAUGUCAGAAACUUUAAAUUUUUAAAAAGGGUCUAAUUAGCUGCUUUUGUUCUGUACAAUGUAGUCUGAUGUAACGUGGCCAUUUUCUUUUAGAGUUUGUGCAGUUAAUUUUUAACGUUGAUUUAAAUAUUAAUAGACAUUACUUAAAAUAAAUAAUUAAACUCUUAGAGGUAAAAAUACAAUGACUUGCUCUAUUUCUUCUUAUAUAACGUUCAUUUUCCUACACAUAUUAUACAAGAGAUUGUAGAAAAGAUUGAAGUGAUCUGGCCAUCUUAGACUUAACUGCAAUAUUCCAUGUGUUAUUUACAGUGCAGAACUUUUUGAGUCAUUCUAGCUUUUAAAAAUUAAUGAAUGCCUUUUAAUAUAAUUGGUGACAAUGUCACAUAAUGAAUGCCAUUGAAAAGGUCAAUAGCUACAGCUUGGAGUUGUGAGCACUAUAUUGAAAGACCUAAAUUGUUCAGUAUAAAUUGUCAUUUGUCUCUUGUGCUGACUAGCUAUAUAUGUAAGCAUGAUCUUGUUAAUGCAUUUUUUGAUGGGAAGAAAAUGUACGUGGUUAGCAAGAGGUUUUCUGAAGGGAAUGGAAAUUGACGUCUUGCUUGUACAUACAGGGGCUAUACUGCUGUACUCUACUGCCUGUUAACAUUCCUUUGAAGUUUAGGUUCUCUCGUGGUUGUAGAUUGACCCAGAAUUGCAUUAGAAAUGAAUAAAGGUUAAAAAGCAACACCA
Myotis lucifugus (little brown bat) is the source of this 2132-nucleotide messenger RNA. RefSeq names its product carboxypeptidase E (gene CPE). Gene Ontology annotation, molecular function: zinc ion binding; metallocarboxypeptidase activity. Lineage: Eukaryota; Metazoa; Chordata; Mammalia; Chiroptera; Vespertilionidae. The record is from RefSeq and is a predicted model, not a curated record. Gene Ontology annotation, biological process: proteolysis.